This is a messenger RNA of Chlamydomonas reinhardtii, 3431 nucleotides long. RefSeq lists its product as uncharacterized. Lineage: Eukaryota; Viridiplantae; Chlorophyta; Chlorophyceae; Chlamydomonadales; Chlamydomonadaceae. The transcript has 8 exons. The record is from RefSeq and is a predicted model, not a curated record. The coding region runs from base 861 to 1886 and encodes 341 amino acids.
CAGAUGCCCCCGGACGGCUGGACAGUGACAGUCUGCUGGCGAGGACAGUAACAAAGAUCUCGGUCGCCGUAGCUCCUCGAAGCGUAGCGUAGAGCAGAGCGGAGGACUACACCCCCCGGACCCCAGCGCUGCCGACCCGUAGGUAGGACCGGACGUCGCCGUAGCUCCUCGAAGCGUAGCGUAGAGCAGAGCGGAGGACUACACCCCCCGGACCCCAGCGCUGCCGACCCGUAGGUAGGACCGGACGUCGCCGUAGCUCCUCGAAGCGUAGCGUAGAGCAGAGCGGAGGACUACACCCCCCGGACCCCAGCGCUGCCGACCCGUAGGUAGGACCGGACGUCGCCGUAGCUCCUCGAAGCGUAGCGUAGAGCAGAGCGGAGGACUACACCCCCUGGACCCCAGCGCAGCCCACCCGUAGGACCGGACCCCAGCGCUGCCGACCCGUAGGUAGGACCGGACGUCGCCGUAGCUCCUCGAAGCGUAGCGUAGAGCAGAGCGGAGGACUACACCCCCCGGACCCCAGCGCUGCCGACCCGUAGGUAGGACCGGACGUCGCCGUAGCUCCUCGAAGCGUAGCGUAGAGCAGAGCGGAGGACUACACCCCCUGGACCCCAGCGCAGCCCACCCGUAGGACCGGACCCCAGCGCUGCCGACCCGUAGGUAGGACCGGACGUCGCCGUAGCUCCUCGAAGCGUAGCGUAGAGCAGAGCGGAGGACUACACCCCCUGGACCCCAGCGCAGCCCACCCGUAGGACCGGACGUAGGCAGCGGAGACCGCAACGCACAGUGCGUGAAAGCGUUGCGUGGUACCCAUCCAAUUUGGCCAAGCGUUAUUCAGUCGCGAUGAAAGGCUAGGUAUAAUGUCGCUGCCCGCUGGCAUUGUAGAUAUCGGCUUAGCGGCGGCAAAGCCCGAGGAAACACCGGAGAAUGGGGAGUGCGCUUUCCAUGCUAUCGCAAGUGGGCUCCCCAAGGCGGAACGGUACCUGGCAGCGGCGUAUUUACGGCGGCUUGUUGUCCGCGGUAUGACCACGCGUGCCGUGUGGGAGCACAUGCAGUCCAUCGGUGGUGGCUUCGGGCUAGUCGCAGCCCACCAGUCGGCUGUGUUGGACAACAGCGUGCAUCUUGGCCACCCGGCAGCAUAUGCAGCGUGGAUGUCUCGAACGUCAACUCUGGCAACGUACUUGGAGCUCAUGGUGCUGGCAGAGAUUCUGGGCGCGGUGAUUGUGAUAUGGCUCAAGCGUGCCACAUGCUACCACGGGCACCAAAAGUUGGUACCCACCGCGCCCACGCGCGUUCUGCAUAUUCUCAUAUCUCCGACCCCAACCAACGCCGGCCACUACGAGGGGUUCACCAGCACUACAGAACAGUCGCUACAUGCUUGUGUGGAUGUGGGGGCGGUGUCUCCCACCGGCUGGGAUUUGUGGUGCAAAGAUGCCCCCGCAGUGCCGGCGGCACUGGCGCCUCUGCGGGCCGAGGCCACAGGAACGGCGAUCGUGCAGGCACUGCUGUCUGCUGGCAGCACUUUUGUGCCCGCAUUGAGCCAGCUUGUGCGCAUGGUGGCAGCUGGCGUGCAAGAGCCAUUGACGUUUGGCACUGGUUCAUGGCGGUCACCAGCAGCCGCAUGUAAUCCUGCGAAUGGGUGUCAGGAAGGUGGUGGAGAGGGCGGUAUGGCAGCAGCAGCCAGCACCGGCACUAUUGAUAGGGGAGCCGGUGUGCAGUCCUGCACGUACGUGGCGCUUGCAAAUGUGAUGACGUCAGGCCACGGACUGCCAUUCGGGAGGGCCGGCACGUCAAGUUAUGGUCGUGGCGUGUCGUGUGGAAGCGAGGGCGGACAGAUGCACUCAUUACUACAGCAGGUGGCCCACCACAAGAUCCCGAUGGUGUGAAUGCGCCACCGGGCCUGACGUCUCAGAGCCGUUCCAAAUACGCAUCGGAGGCAGAACGGCGGGCAGCUCGGAAACGACGGCUGAAGGAGCAGCGUGCAAAAGAGACACCUCGUGCGUGUUUGGACCGGCUGGCAGAGGGGCGGAAGCAGAAACAGGCGGCCCGGGACAGGGAGACGACUGCACAGCGCGAUGAGCGGCUGGCAGAGCGGCGGAGGCAGAAACAGGCGGCCCUUGACAAGGAGACGACUGCACAGCGUGAGGUGCGGCUGGCAGAGCGGCGGAAGCAGGAUCAGGCGGCCCGGGACAGGGAGACAACCGCACAGCGCGAGGUGCGGCUGGCAGAGCAGCGGAAGCAGGAUCAGGCGGCCCGGGACAGGGAGACGACUGCACAGCGUGAUGGGCGGCUGGCAGACCGGCGGAAGCAGAAACAGGCAGCCCGGGACAGGGAGACGACUGCACAGCGUGAGGUGCGGCUGGCAGAGCGGCGGAAGCAGGAUCAGGCGGCCCGGGACAGGGAGACGACUGCACAGCGUGAUGGGCGGCUGGCAGAGCAGCGGAAGCAGGACCAGGCGGCCCGGGACAGGGAGACGACGGCACAGCGAGAUGAGCGGCUGGCAGAGCAGCGGAAGCAGAAACAGGCGGCCCGGGACAGGGAGACGAUGGCACAGCGAGAUGAGCGGCUGGCAGAGCAGCGGAAGCAGAGACAGGCUGCCCGUGAUGUGGAAUCACCUGAGGAGCGGGCUGCCCGCCGUGAGCGUGCAAGGUUGGCCAGCGCGCAUGAAUCAGAGAGCAGUGAUGAGGAGGCAAUUGGGGCGGGGUCUGUGCUUGUUGCCAUGGUUCUGGAGGCAGCACACUGGGGCGCGAGGUCUCAGCCAGCCGCUGCUGAUGCAGAGCAGCCGCCGGGAUGCCUGGAUUUCCCGCAUGGUGAAUGGCCUUUACGCCAGCAGGACCUGCCACCGGACGCAGUGCUGCCAGCUGUGCCAUUCCAGGUACAGGUGGACACGGCGCGCAGGCUUGACUUGGUGCUGAAAGAACACAUGCCCACGCGAGUGUGUGCAUGCUGCAGCGAGAUGAAGUCAGCAGUGGAGUCGCAGCAGCUGGAGUUCAGCCAGAUACCCAACGUCGAACUGCUACGUGCUGAUGUGCUGCGGACCGAUGCGGUGACGAGGCCUGCGCACGUUGUGACCUGGCGGCCACUACCAGGCCCAGACCCAGACGUGCCGCCGGCGGCACCCGAACCUGCACUGCCGGUGGGGUUCCGCCUGCAGUGGUUGCGCAACCGAGGCCAUCUUUGGUUGCAGCUACCAGACAGUGGUGCAGCGGGUGCGGUCGACGAGACGCUGGAGGAGGACGCAGAUGAGGAGCCUGGUGGCGCGGCAGCAGAUAUGGUGGCAAGAGCCUCAGCCGCUGAUGGAAUGGCAGUGCAGCACACCGGUGCAUACGGGUGUGAGGAUGAGCAGCAGCAACGGCCAGUGCGAAACCGGCGCGCGGUGCAUGAGAUCUACAGCGAGCCGGCCAACGGGCCUGUGGACGCCAACCUUCCAA